UGAAGGUAAGAUAUUUUCUUGCCCGUGAACAAAGCCACGACGUCGUUUUAAAGCAUCCCAUUUUCACUUUUUCCUUACAAUAUUUGUUCUGAUUUUUUUGGCCGGUGAGGUAAGCAUAAUAGUUCAAUGGAUAUAGCCGGUUUGAUGCUGUCGUGUGGCUGACUCACCCGGCGUUCUAAAGCUAGAAAUUGAGGAGAAGAUGUGGAAAUUGAGUUUGUAAAAAGCAAUUGUUUUGGCGAAAAUUUGGAUAUUUAAGGGGCCUGUGUGCAAAUUUGAACUUAAUGCUAAUGGGCUCCUCAAUCUGAACUAAAUAUCUCGCUCGAUUUUGGGUUCAGAUUCUUUAGCUGUUCUUGUUUCUGCAUUUUUACUUUGUUAAAAAGGGUUUUUGUGUCUGAUUUCUACUUUUUGGGUGGAAUUCGUGAAAUUUUGAGGCUUUUGCAGAAAUAUUCAGAUCAUAUAAUGGAGGUUAUUUCUCAUCCACAUGUUGAUGAUGAAUGUAAGUCAGAGAUGGGGUUUGAGAAAUAUGGGCACUGCCACAAUGAUUCAAAGAAUUCUUUAGAUGUCGAUCUUCUGGAGCGCCAUGAUAUCCCGCGUCAUGAAAUAAAAAGGAUCAUCUGCUCUUUGUGUAACACCGAACAAGAUGUCCAGCAAGUGUGCAUUAGUUGUGGCAUUUGUUUGGGGAAAUACUACUGCCCGAAAUGCAAAUUCUUUGAUGAUGAUUAUCUUUUUGAGACGACAAGAGGCAUUGCCGUGUUGCCGUGCGGUCACACUAUACAUUUGGACUGUGUAAAGGAGAUGGAGCGCCAUUUCCAAUAUGCUUGCCCGAUUUGCUCGAAAUCAUAUUGCGAUAUGACCCGUGUCUGGGAAAGGCUUGAUCAGGAGGUUGCUUUGACUCCUAUGCCUCAAAUGUAUCAAAAUAGGAUGGUCUGGAUUUUAUGUAACGACUGUGGGAAAACAUCCGAGGUUAACUAUCACAUUGUGGCCCACAAGUGCAUGAACUGCAAUUCUUACAAUACGAGGCAGACUAGAGAGGCCCACACUACGUGCUUGCCUGGAAUGUCUGAGAUGGUCAGAUGAUUUGAUUCGGCUGGCGAAGUUAAAGCAGCAAAAAUUUCCUAUAUUUUGUGCUGAUUGAUUUGGACUGAUCUGCUUGUAUAGUCAUGUAAGUGUAGUAUGUGUUGGUUUGUAUUUAAGUCUUUUUUAUUGUAUCAGAAAAUGCAGAUUGUGUUGGCAAUAAGAUGGGGUUUUAUUGAGUCCCAGCAUGAAUUUACCAUUUUGAAUAGUUGUUUAGGCUUUUGUAGAGAUGGUGUUUGUUUGGGUGCAUUCUUGAAUGGCAAUAUCAUCUUAAAUUCUUGUUUGCUAGUUGUGAAUGUGAAAUACAUACUCUAGAUUUCAGGUCAAAUAGAGGUAUGAUUAUUGAUUGUUUUAGUGGAUAUCAGAUCAUUUUGGUUGGAUUAAC
Messenger RNA from Striga asiatica, 1459 nucleotides. NCBI's taxonomy places the organism in Eukaryota, Viridiplantae, Streptophyta, Magnoliopsida, Lamiales, Orobanchaceae. The record is from the annotation of a GenBank genome assembly.